This is a messenger RNA of Toxoplasma gondii ME49, 3716 nucleotides long. It is a transcript of the gene ELP3, whose product is annotated as elongator complex protein ELP3. Lineage: Eukaryota; Apicomplexa; Conoidasida; Eucoccidiorida; Sarcocystidae. The coding region runs from base 656 to 3655 and encodes 999 amino acids. The transcript has 9 exons. Gene Ontology annotation, cellular component: elongator holoenzyme complex; nucleus; cytoplasm. Gene Ontology annotation, molecular function: catalytic activity; iron-sulfur cluster binding. Gene Ontology annotation, biological process: tRNA wobble base 5-methoxycarbonylmethyl-2-thiouridinylation. The record is from RefSeq and is a predicted model, not a curated record.
GUCGAGGCGACUCGGAGGGAUUGACGGGCAUAUUUGACUCUCUCGCCCGUCGUCUGUCUUCGUGACGAAGCUGAGGAAGUCUCUCUCCACAACGCAUGCUUCCUGUGUUUCCAGGAAAUUGGACUGCAGCGAGAGAAUCCGGGGGAAAGUUCAGUUGCAUGCGCGGCGCGUUCCUCGCUGGUGGGUCUCCUGUCGAGUCAAGCUGGACAGCUGCGCGUCGUCUCCUUUGACAAAUUUUUUUCGAGACCUCAAACAGAGGCAUUUGUUUCCAGGGGUUCGUGAGUUUUGCUUUGAAUCUAGCCAGCUUCUUUGACGAGACAAAUUCUCGCGUCUCUCUUUUUUGCCAUCACUCCCGCUGGUUUCCUUUCCAUCUUUGAGAGACCUUCUGCCUCGCUCUCGCUGGGCAUGUUAACAGAUUGUUCGGACCUUCUUGCGUGCCGGUGUUUUCCAAAUUUAGUUCUCGUCCAUCCGUUCGUUUCUCACAGUCUUCCUACUCUCCUUCCACCCCUCUCAACACCGUAAAUAUACUCUAAAUGUUCCUCAGCUUCGGUGUCUCCUGUUUCUCACUUAAGUGCUCGGCUUUCUCUUGAACGGGCAGGUCCUCUCUUGCUCCUUCUUCCAAUUUCUGCCCUCUCAACCUAUCUCUCUUUUCACCAUGGAACACACUUCCUCUCCUUCUUCUUCCACUCCUUCUUCUUCCUCUCCUUCUUCUUCCACUCCUUCUUCUUCCUCUCCUUCUUCUUCCACUCCUUCUUCUUCCACUCCUUCUUCUUCCACUCCUUCUUCUUCCUCUCCUUCUUCUUCCACUCCUUCUUCUUCCUCUCCUUCUUCUUCUCUGUCUUCGGACCGGUGUGCGUCAGAGGCUGGUGGGUGUGCGGAGGCAGAUUUGUUGUCGUUUUUUCCAGCUACGCGGCCGGAGUUUGUGUGCCGAGCUGGUGAGGUGGCGGCAGUUCGUCGCGAAGACUUUGAAAAUGCUCACCGCGCGCGACAUCUGCUUUCUUUCCAGCGCAGCAUGCAGGAGUGGGGUGAGUUCGACCCCGACGCGCGAAACGGCGUCGCGCCUUCCACCGCCGUGGACUUCACUCGGCGCCUGCUGGAGAGAAAUCCCAGAACCACAGCCGAGUUCAACCAGUGCUGCGCAGAGCUGCGAAAGCUCUUCCGAACUGCGCCGUCCAAGGCGCAAAUCAUCGCCGCCUACGAGACGCUCACCCGAACCGAGGACGGUCCCCCCUUGCACACACAGGAGCAGACGACGGAGGCAGCGAAACAGGCGGAGACGGAGACCAAGUCGUGUGAAACGGGGAAGCAUCUCGACUCUGGAGAGGCAGCGCCGUCGCACUCCGCCUUUGGGGCGGCCUCUUCUGUCGAAGCCGCGGCGGUCUCUGCGCAGGCGUCGUCUGCGUCCUCCGCCAGUUCGUCUCUUUCGCCGGGAGUGCAGCGGAACCGCGUACUGGAGAACCUCAUGCGCCGGAAGGCGAUCCGGACGAACAGUGGGGUGCUGGUGAUCACAGUUCUGACGUCGCCUGGAAAGUUCUCUUGCCCUCACAACUGCCAUUACUGCCCCAACGAGCCUGGCCAACCGCGCUCGUACCUCAGCACGGAGCCAGCUGUUCUGCGAGCGAACCAGAACGCCUGGGAUGCAGUGCGGCAGUUCCACGACCGCGCCUCCACUCUGCAAGGCAAUGGACAUACCGUAGACAAAAUCGAAGUCCUCGUCCUCGGUGGCACCUGGAGCGGAUACCCCAGUGACUAUCAGGAGGAAUUUAUUCGCGACCUCUUCUACGCGGCGAAUGUGUUCAAUUCGCCGCCGCCGUUGAGACCCAAGCUUCCUCUAGAAGAGGAACAAACGGCGAAUGAGAAUGCAGAGUGCCGUAUCAUUGGCUUGACCCUUGAGACUCGGCCGGACUUCAUCAACCGUUUCGAGAUUCGCAAGUUGCGUCGCUUCGGGUGUACUCGCGUGCAGCUGGGGUUGCAGCAUGUGGAGAACGACGUAUUGAAUUUCAUCAAUCGAGGCUGCCAACGUCAAGACGCAGUCAAGGCGAUUCGUCUGCUGAAAGACGCUGGCUACAAAGUGGACAUCCACAUCAUGCCCGACCUUCCGAGCAGCACUGUAGAACGCGAUCUGCGCAUGUUCUUCUACCUUCUGGGCUCCUCCGAUCUUCAGGCUGACCAGUGGAAGCUGUACCCCUGUGAAGUGACGCCCUUUUCAGAAAUCGAGCGGUGGUACAGCGAAGGGCGCUUUGUGCCCUAUGCGGAGAAGGACGGAGGCAAGGAACUCGUGGAUCUGCUUCUUCGCGUAAAGGCCGCCGUCCACCCGUGGAUUCGCUUAAAUCGCGUCGUCCGUGAUAUUCCUAACCAGUCGAUCAUUGCUGGCAACAACAUCACGAAUCUCCGGCAACUGCUGACGUUGGAGCUGGAGAAGCGGGGUCUGACAUGCAAAUGCAUUCGCUGUCGGGAAGUCAAGGACUUGCCAAUCGACGUUCACGAGAAGGCGGUGUUGAAGGUUCGCGAGUAUCCUAGCAACGGCGGCCAGGAAUUGUUCUUGAGUUUCGAGACGGAGGACGAAUCGAUUAUCUUCGGAUUUCUUCGUCUUCGUCUGCGCUUGGAGGACCAACGACGAGGCAAGAAAGACGUCCCCUUCGCCUGUCUGGCUGGAGCGGCUCUUCUCCGUGAACUGCACGUAUACGGUUCUCUUGUUGCUCAUGGCGAAGACAAAGUCAAAGACGACUGCCGCCCCCAGCACGCGGGCUUGGGUCGACGCCUCAUGCAGGCAGCAGAACUUCUCGCGAUGAGCAGAGGAUUCUUCCGAAUGGUCGUCAUUGCCGGUGUCGGUACGCGGGAGUAUUACCGAAAGAAUGGGUACGAAUUGCGAGAAACGUACAUGGUCAAGGAGUUAGCACCGCCGCCGGUCGGGUCUUCCUCACUACUGGGCAUGCCUCUGCCUCGUACCAUCACCGUUGUUCAAGUUCCUCUUCUCUCUGCUAGCGAGCUUUUGGUGGCGCCACUGCCGGCGCCCGUCGAGCGCGGGGGUGGUAAGAGCACAGAAAGACAGGAAAAAGCAAAGAGUAAAGCCCGUCAAAAGACCGCCGGCUACCCUGUGUCCUUUGGAGGAAAGGGGGAGUUCGCGGAAGGGAAACCGGGGAAGAAAAAGGAGAACGACAGCGGGAGCCGCGAAGGUGAGGACGGGCGCGGAGCCGCGGGAGAAGGUGCGUUCACGCGGGAGGUUUUGGAGAGGACUUUGCGGGACUCUUGCGAAAAAACAGGUUUUUCUGACGUUCUCGACGUGGAAAAGGUGGUGGAAGCCAUUCGAAAGGAGGCAGCAAAACGAGUGAAGCAGGACAGUUCUUCCGAAACGUAUUCCAGCUCAUCGGCAUACUGCGACCCGGACGCAUUCACGGAAUUCGCCACCGUGCUGUACCCCGAGGCCUGCGCACGAGUUGAGCAAAGUCUCGCGGUGGAACAGAAAAGCGGAACUGUGAAAAUUCGCAGAGCGCUGAAAAACUCUCUGCAGGCAGUUGGUGAAUGGUGGGCUGCAAUUCGCGGACAAUGGAAAUCCCCCUCGCUGGCGAACCCACUCUGGCUUGGGGUGGUGGGCUUGGGCGCCGCAGCGGUUGUUACUCUGUUCGCAUCCGUGGCUGUAAGAAGACGUAGGUGAGGUGAUGAGAAAGAACUAGUUCCGUCUGAAAUUUUUGGACGAGUUGUCAAAAAAAAUGCUG